UCAUAUUAUUCAGUGCCUUUUUCGGUGAAAAGAAAACCCACCUACCCCUCAUUCGAGUUUCAUUCCAACGAAAACUGUUUUUGAAGAGAAAGAGUCAGAAGAAGACUACUUUUGAUAAGUGCUGUGAAUAAAUGUGGUUGUUCCAUUGAAUCGAGGAUUAAACGGGACGAAGAAAUGAAAGUAAAAAUGUGCAAUGGACCAUUGUAUGUUGACUCAUUUUCAGCGUUUCAGUUGCUCAGGAACUACAAUCGGCUCGUUACACCAACAGAUUUCAAUCAGUACUAUAAUUUAGCUCUGUUAAAAGAUUUCGAACGCACCAAUGGUGCAUUUGGCUUUGGAGCACCAACGGAUUUCAUACCACCAGCGAUAAAUCCACCGAAAUCAACGACAACAACACUCAAGGAAUACCAACCGGCCGCCGAACCGAACAACGCCAUACCCAAGAAACCAUCAAGUCCCAAUCGAAUGACCGUAUCGUCAACAUGCUCACCGACACCAUCAACACAGGUUAGCAAUCGAUUGCAAAACGAUUCGGUCAAUAAUUUAACCGAAAAUCAAAAUACAUGCGAUCGUUUGCCCAAUGAUAUUAAUCGAUUUGAUGGCGGCAACGGCGGCUAUAAUGAAACUACACUGGCCAUUCCACCGAAUUUAAUAUCACCACCAACGAACGCAACGAAAAGCAAUGGCAAUUUAACACCAGCAAAUCUUCCGUCGUCCAUCGAUCACUUUCAGUGCAUCUUGAGCCGACGGCAACGUGGCGAAAAACGACCCAUUCCAGAAGAGCAGAAGGAUGAAAAAUACUUUGAACGACGGAAACGCAACAAUGAAGCCGCCAAAAAGUCAAGAGAUGCUAGAAAAGUUCGAGAAGAUCGGAUUGCAUUUCGUGCGGCUUUAUUGGAGCAAGAGAAUGCAAUUCUUCGUGCGCAAAUCCUGGCGCUUCGAGAGGAAUUAGCAACGUUGCAGCAAAUGAUUUGUAAUCGUGCAAAUAUCUAAAAGAAAACAAUCAGAACUUCUGUUCACACAUACACACUCCUGUAGCAGGUUCCCAAGAUAAAAAAAAGUGCAAUCAAAUUCGCGUUAACACUCAAAUAAACACGACACGACACCGCAAAUCAAACUCAAAAUGUAAAAUCAAAGUGUUGUAGAUAAAACAUUAAAUCACCGAACCACAACCAAAAAUAGUGCACGGUUUAUCUAAAACCAAACUGAGAACUGUCCAUUGUUUUUGUUUAU
Messenger RNA from Sitodiplosis mosellana (orange wheat blossom midge), 1233 nucleotides. RefSeq lists its product as uncharacterized. Gene Ontology annotation, molecular function: RNA polymerase II cis-regulatory region sequence-specific DNA binding; DNA-binding transcription factor activity, RNA polymerase II-specific. Lineage: Eukaryota; Metazoa; Arthropoda; Insecta; Diptera; Cecidomyiidae. Gene Ontology annotation, biological process: regulation of transcription by RNA polymerase II. The transcript has 4 exons. Gene Ontology annotation, cellular component: nucleus. The coding region runs from base 175 to 993 and encodes 272 amino acids. The record is from RefSeq and is a predicted model, not a curated record.